GCGGGAGGUCCAGCGGCGCGGGGCCCGUGUUGCAGCCGAGCUGGAGCGGGGAAGAGCCGCGUUGCAGCGAGCGGACCUGUGGCAGGUGCCUGGACAUUCCCCUUUAGCUAACUGCCUCACUUUGCCAUUGCCACUGCACAUCUCCUACUGCUUCUGCUGUGGACUUGCAGUCAGCUGCAACAGGUUUUUGCCUGCAUCUUUCCAUGCUUCUUCUUCAUGUGCUUCUCCAGUUCCAUCUCUGUUCUUUAACCUGUUAUCAGUUUAACCUCAAGACUUAGAAGAUAUAAUACACAUGGCACAGCUUGUAAGACUUUUUCAGACACUGUUAUUUCUAAUACUUCGUGACUACGUCUCAGCUGAAGAUGGGGAAACAAGAGCAAGUUGCAGAACUGCUCCAGCUGAUUUAGUCUUUAUCUUAGAUGGCUCUUACAGUGUUGGCCCCGAAAACUUUGAAAUAAUCAAAAGAUGGCUUGUCAAUAUUACAAGAAAUUUUGAUAUAGGGCCAAAAUUUAUCCAAGUUGGAGUGGUUCAGUACAGUGAUUACCCUGUACUUGAAAUCCCUCUAGGAACUCAUGAAUCCACUGAAAAUCUUAUCAGGGAAAUGGAAUCCAUACACUACCUGGGAGGAAAUACAAGAACAGGAAGAGCUAUUCAGUUUGCCUAUGACCAUCUUUUUGCAAAAUCUUCAAGAUUUUUAACAAAAAUAGCAGUUGUUCUCACUGAUGGAAAAUCCCAAGAUGAAGUCAAAGAUGUAGCAGCAGAAGCAAGGAAAAAUAAAAUCACUUUGUUUGCAAUUGGUGUUGGCUCAGAAAUUGAGGAGGAUGAACUUAAAGCUAUUGCCAACAAGCCUUCAUCAACUUAUGUAUUUUAUGUUGAAGAUUAUAUUGCAAUAUCGAGAAUUAAAGAAGUUAUAAAGCAAAAGCUCUGUGAAGAAUCUGUUUGUCCAACAAGAAUUCCAGUGGCAGCUCGAGAUGAGAAAGGAUUUGACAUUCUUGUAGGACUAGGUGUGAAGAAAAAGGUUAAAAAGAGAAUUCAAAUACCAACUACUAAUGCUAAAGCUUAUGAAGUAACAUCCCGUGUUGACCUGUCAGAGUUGACAAGGAAUGUGUUUCCAGAAGGUCUGCCUCCAUCCUAUGUGUUUGUUUCCACUCAAAGAUUUAAAGUAAAAAAGACGUGGGAUUUGUGGAGAGUUCUAAGCCUGGAUAAGAGACCACAGAUAGCAGUCACAAUUAAUGGAGAAGAGAAAACAUUGUCAUUCACUACAACAAGUUUAAUAAAUGGCACACAGGUUAUUACUUUUGCUGCACCUCGUGUAAAGACAUUGUUUGAUGAAGGCUGGCAUCAGAUUCGUCUCUUAGUUACAGAAGACUUUGUAACUUUGUAUAUAGAUGACCAAGAAAUUGAAACAAAACCAUUACAUCCUGUUUUAGGUAUUUACAUCAGUGGACUAACCCAAAUAGGAAAGUAUUCUGGAAAGGAGGAAACUGUACAGUUUGAUAUACAGAAACUGCGAAUCUACUGUGACCCAGAGCAAAAUAAUCGAGAGACAGUCUGUGAGAUCCCAGGAUUUAAUGGAGAGUGCAUGAAUGGCCCAAGUGAUGUAGGCUCCACACCUGCCCCCUGCAUAUGCCCUCCAGGAAAACAAGGACCUCCAGGCCCCAAAGGAGAUCCUGGGCAGCCUGGGAAUCAUGGUUAUCCUGGUCAGCCCGGUCCAGAUGGUAAGCCUGGUUAUCAAGGAUCAGCAGGAACUCCAGGAAUCCCAGGAACUCCGGGGGUUCAAGGACCACGUGGCUUACCAGGUAUCAAGGGAGAACCAGGAAAGGAUGGAACAAAGGGUGACCGUGGACUGCCUGGUUUUCCUGGAUUACAUGGGAUGCCAGCACCAAAGGGAGAAAGGGGCCCUAAAGGAGACCAAGGAGUGCCAGGGAUAUAUGGAAAAAAGGGAUCAAAGGGAGAGAAAGGUGAUACAGGGUUUCCAGGAAUGCCUGGACGAUCUGGAGACCCUGGCAGAAGUGGGAAAGAUGGAUUGCCAGGAAGUCCUGGUUUCAAGGGAGAAGUUGGACAGCCUGGAUCUCCAGGACUAGAAGGACAUAGGGGAGAGCCUGGAAUUCCUGGAAUCCCUGGAAAUCAAGGAGCAAAAGGACAAAAGGGUGAAAUUGGACCACCAGGUCUACCAGGAGCAAAAGGGUCACCAGGGGAAACUGGUUUGAUGGGACCAGAAGGCUCAUUUGGACUACCUGGUGCUCCUGGGCCUAAGGGUGAUAAAGGUGAACCUGGUCUACAGGGGAAACCCGGAUCAUCAGGAGCCAAGGGAGAACCAGGAGGACCGGGUGCCCCAGGUGAACCAGGUUAUCCAGGCAUCCCUGGUACCCAGGGUAUAAAGGGGGACAAAGGAAGCCAGGGUGAAAGUGGUAUCCAGGGACGAAAAGGAGAAAAAGGGAGACAAGGAAAUCCGGGCUUACAGGGAACGGGAGGAUUGAGGGGAGAACAAGGAGAGAAAGGUGAGAAGGGAGACCCAGGCAUUCGAGGCAUCAAUGGACAGAAGGGAGAAUCCGGUAUCCAGGGUCUGGUUGGACCUCCUGGUGUCAGAGGUCAGCCUGGAGACAGAGGGCCCCCAGGACCACCUGGAUCAGAUGGAAAACCUGCACGAGAAUUUUCAGAAGAAUUUAUUCGACAGGUGUGUUCAGAUGUACUGAGAACCCAGUUACCUAUGAUCCUACAGAGUGGAAGGCUACAAAACUGCAACCACUGUCAGUCCCAAAGUGCUUCCCCAGGACUUCCAGGACCACCAGGUCCAAGAGGCCCUGAAGGUCCAAGAGGGUUUCCUGGUUUGCCAGGGAAUGACGGUGUUCCAGGUCUGACUGGCAUCCCAGGUCGCCCUGGGGUUCGUGGGACAAGAGGAUUGCCAGGGAAAAAUGGUGCUAAAGGCAAUCAAGGCAUUGGAGUUCCUGGGAUCCAAGGCCCACCAGGACCUCCAGGUCCGGAAGGUCCCCCUGGUAUGAGUAAGGAAGGACGCCCUGGAGAGCGUGGGCAGCCUGGUAAAGAUGGAGAUCGUGGCAGUCCCGGAAUGCCAGGACCAGUCGGACCCCCUGGAAUCUGUGACCCAUCCCUGUGUUUUAGUGUCAUUGUUGGAAGAGAUCCAUUUAGAAAGGGACCAAAUUAUUAAUUUUUUUAUAUAAUAAUUUAGAGGAAUAGAUAUGGUGCUUGUCUUUAACGGUCUUUCAAGUCUCAGGAAGGUGACCAGCAAUAAUUCCAUAAACAAGAACAGAAGUACCUCUGACAUUAUGAACAUUAAACAUUUACAGUCCUUUAAAAAAGGAAAUCCAUUUUUUAAAAUAACUUGCAACAAUUGAAGUGUUUUUUAAAUAAACCAUCAAUUCUAAUAGAAAUAAGUAUAACUAUAAUAUUUGGCAGUUAGUAUUUAAGUGUCUUGUCAUAGUCCUGCUGCCACUGAAGUCCUAUGCAAAAGAGCAGGGGACUCCACUGGCAGCAGGAUUGGCCUGAAAUGGUAUAGGUCAGAUGUAAACUACUGUGAAAUCUUUCACAUGCAGCUGACAUAUACAGUAUUUGAUUUUGAAAGAAUGUGUCUGGCUUUGACUUCAUAUGUGUGUUAAUCUCAUUGGCUUGUGUAUGUUUCAUAGCUCAAAGUGUUCUAUGAACAAAAAUUUAUAUUGGAUUUUUAUAAAUUAAGGGAAAUAUCUCUACUUGUUAUAGAAGUAGUAUUGCCUAUUUUGCCAUGUGGUUCCCUAUUUAAAACCAAGGUGAAAUGCAAGGUUAGACCUCCUACUGAUUCAAGAGCUGAGGUUUUAUUUAAGGUGGCACUUUCGGCCACAGGUCAAAAAGGUCUCAUGUGGGUGAUUCAGCAUAUGUGACAAUAAAUGGAAAAAAAUAAAAAAGAAUGGAAUGUUGGAAAUGUUGGCUUAUAGCUAUAAUUUGAUGAAAAAUAAUUAAUAAAAAAGUUUACACAAGCCCAUUGUGACAGUUCUGCAUAAUUAUGAGUUAAGUUAUGUAGCCAUUGCUGUUUCUGCCUAAGAACUGCAGUUGCCAAAUUGAAGAAGUAGGUUUACAAGGAGAAAGGUCUAACUGCUGGCUAACUAACUGCAAUGUUUGUUGUGCUGUUUCCUUUUUCAUUUUAAGCACAGUUUGUGUAAUUUUCUUUGUAUGCUCUGCUGAUGAUGUGUAUUGCUUGCUUUCACAUAAAUGGCAAAUGCACAGUUCCAGGAGAAUUUUAAAUCCUUUUCUUAAAUUAAGGCAGAGUCUUGUACUGAGCUUACCCAAUGCUUUAUAAAUUGCUUUUUCUAAUGUGUUGUUUUUCUGUUGUCCCACUAUGAGAUUGGUCAUAUGCUUGAUGUUCAAGGGAAAAUAAAAUUUUGUAUAGAACUUGUGGUGGUUUGAUGAGCGAUUGGAAGAGUCGCUGAAGUCCUGUAUUGCAGAAAAAAAGUGGCACCUGUACUACAGGUAGGGAUGUUUCCAGCUCACAGUUUUGCCUUUUUGUUUGGUGUCCUUCCAUUUCCUCUGGAUACAGCACCAGCCUUAGGAGCAGCACCGCUUGCUGCUUGGUGCUCAGUGACUGCUGCCUGCUUAGAGCUACAGUCUUGUGAUAUGCUGCAGCAAGUAGCUUAGCCAAAUCAUAUAGUGUAGUUCAAGCGUUAGUGUCUCAUCAACUUUGUUUAGAAACCUGUGAGAUAGUUCUUUAAAGAUACCAACUUGAGAGAAAAUUAAUUUGCAUGAAAUUUGCUCCCUUGGCACACACUGCUGGACUGUGCCCAUGUGAACAAGGACCGACUGAAUCUGUGGGAGACACAAAUGCAGCUCUUCUUCACAUGCAUUCAGUUUCAUUUUAUUUGAGAGCUGGCAGCAAAACAAGUCACUAGGUCAGGAAGGAGUCAGGACCCCAGUGUACUUUCAGAACCCUUCUGAGAUGUCCAGUCUGUAUUCAAAUUUAAGCCCAUAUUUGCAUCACCUUUCUCUAAUAAGAUUGCUAGUGUUGUGACCUAUGAGCCAUAUCUUUUGGGAAGUAUCUGAUGAACCUCUGACUACAGUGAAUACAAGCAGAAAACAUACAUUUCUUACUUGUAGAAAAUGCCAGUUUUUGUUUCUAUUAUGAUGUAAAACAACACUUAGACAUACUUCUACAUAAAAGAAAUGAUGAAAAUUGGAAUUUUUGAGAUAUUUUACCCCAUUCAUCCAGUCAAAAUUGCUUUCUGUAUCUAAACACGUUAGAUUUGUGGAUUGGAAAAAAAUUUUAACAUAAUACUCUUGACCAGUAAAAAUGUCUUGAUUUGUCCUGUCUAGUUUUUGAUGGCAAAGGUUAUGAUUUCAUGAGAUCAAAUUCACACAUAUAUCACACUUUGAUUUUAAAAAUAAUAGUGGUGUUGUCACCCUGUUUGUCCUACUGGGGGACUGUCUCUUUCCCCUCCUUUCCCCUCCUUUCCCCCUGCUUUCCUUUUUUUCUUUUUUUUAUCUGUCUGUCUGUCUCAGAUGAGCCAUUCUGGAAAUAUAUCUGUAAUUCUAAGUAAGAAAUGUCAUUCGUACCUCAGUGAUACUUACAAACAUAGUACUGUUCAGAUUACCUUUUUAUGAAUUCUUAGUUAAGCUGCACAAUUGCCAUGUAGAUCUUCUGCGUUUAAAUGGUAUUAAACAGAUCUAUUACCUCUUCUGUUGUUUUAUUCUUUUGUAUAGCAGAUGAGCUCCUAUAGGGUAGGGUAAUUCUGCCUUCAGGGUACCCAGCUUAAAGUAGCUGUGCUUAUUAGUUCUUACUUAGCUUUAGCUUUUUUACUGUCCCAACUCCAACCUAAAUUCCCCUUUGUUCUGAUCUUCCUUUCUUUUGAUCCCAUCUUCAUUAGCAUGCUCCUACAUUUUAUGAGAAGGAAAACUUUCAAAACUCAGCAAUAAAGAAACUUCACUCACUGUAUUAAAAGAAAAAGAAAAAAAAAAAAAGAAAAAAAAAUAGUGGUCUUUAAACCCUUGGUUUGGAAGAGGAGAUUUGAAGCUGAACUCCUUUGAUUGCUUUACCUACUAAGCUGUCUGGCUUUGGCUUUAGUAGUGCUAUAUCUACGAUAUUUUCCUAUAAAUUCAAGUUUACUGAGCCUAUCAUGUUUCUUCAGAAAGGGUUUGUUUUUAGCAACCAGAGGCAGUUCUAAUUAUCCACUGUGUUUAGGGACAUGGUUGAGUGAGAACUAUUGGUGCUAUGUGGACCACUGAACUGGAUGAUCUUGUAGGGCUUUCCAACCUUGGUGAUUCUGCGAUCCAUCCAGCCCAUUCAGGUGCCUUUUUCAAGGCUAGUAACAAAACAAUUUUAGUAUGUACAAAGUCAUGGAUUGAUAUUUUAUCAAAGAAUAUGAACAUAUUUUCAGUGUCUUCAACUAAUCCUAAAUUAAGAGGUUAAACAAAUGAUAUAAAUUGAGUAAAUAAAAUAUCAGGUUAUUGAUCCACAGGAGAGACACUCGUAUGUACUAUACAUGCAAACUAUAUGAGGUUCUUGCAGGUAUUCAUCUGCAGUCAGAAGCCGUGAAUAAAAAAUGGCAACAUUAAAAAAUGUUUCUGUUUAACAACCAGAUAUUGUCUGGAAACAGCCAUGAGGAACUCUUAACUGGCAUUUAGUCUCCUGAUGAUCAUCUUUAAAAUUGGAUCUUGGGCUAAAUUUUAAGCUGAGGGCAGGAUGCAAGAAAAGUUUCCAGAUUUCGUUUAGUAACAUCCUGUUUGCUUGUCAGUCCUGAGUUUAAAUACAUUCCCUGGUUGAUCUAAUUCCUGUUGGUAUCAGUAUAGGAUCUACAGUUCAGUACAGUAAUUUGGAUAUAAUGUCAACUCGUUGUAUCUGCAUAUGUAAAAUGGACUUAACAUUUAUCACUUUGCUUCAGUUGUUAUCUGCUAUUAUUUCUUAGAUACUGAGGUAAGUAUCUCCACAUAAAGAUGCAGAACUGCAGUGUAUUAGUGUGGGAACUGGAUUUCUUAAUGAAAGGUAAGUGGUGUGUGAUGCUCAAAAACGUUCAGUCUGAAAAUCAUAAUCUUCUUAGGAAAGUCUGGAGUAAGGACAUUUGAUAUGUUUGAUAUGUACCUACACAUAACAGGGAAAGAUCUGAUGUCACAGGUGGCUUCCACAUGCAUAUUUACUUGGUGAGUGUAUAUAUACACAUAUGUGUAUCUGUGUGUGCAUGUAAUGUAUGUAUACUUUACAUAUGUAGACAUGGUUCUCAGUUCCUCAUUAAACUGUAAGAUAUAGUCUUACAAUUAAAGAAGAUGAA
Molecule: messenger RNA, 7244 nt
Organism: Coturnix japonica (Japanese quail)
Lineage: Eukaryota; Metazoa; Chordata; Aves; Galliformes; Phasianidae
Source: RefSeq, a predicted model, not a curated record